CGGCCAAUGUAAAAUUGAGGUGAUAAAAUGAUGUGUAGAGUAACAUUACUCUUGGCUUUUAUAAAUUUUGAUCUUCUUGCUAUUUAAUUUGGCGAUUGGUGAUUGCUAAAAUUCUUGGAGUCUUUGAUUGCUAGAGUGAUGAAGGAUAAAUAUUAUCCUAACGGGAAUUUUAUGUCGGCACAAUUGGGGCGUCAGCCAUCGAACGCGUGGAGAAGUAUCUUCCAAGCAAGGGGGGUGGUGGAGGAAGGGGUGUUAUGGAGGGUGGGAAAUAGUGCACAUGUGCGGAUUUGGAAAGACAAGUGGCUCCCGCCUCCUUAUUUUACUUUGUUUCACUCCCCUCACCAAAGGUUGGACGCUGAUUCUAGGAUGAAGCUGCCCGAAUAUGCAGUGUUAAUCCCAGCCCUUUACAAGCACCUGACACGAUGAUUUGGCAAGGUACUUCGCAUGGAAUGUUCACAGUCUGGAGUGCGUAUUUUCUGGAGCAGAAGAAGCGAACUCAGGCCAUGGGAGAGAGCUCUUAAGCUAGAGAAGAUCGAGGACAGGUUUUGGCAGGAGCUUUGGAGAUUGGAAGCACCGGCAGUGGUGAAAAAUUUUAUGUGGAAAGUGGGCAAUGACUUGCUCCCAACAAAGGGGAAUUUGUUCCAAAAAAAUAUUGUCCAAAAUCCAAAUUGUCCUAUUUGCUUGCAGGAGACAGAGGAUAUGCUCCAUAUCCUUUGGAGUUGCAAGUCUUCUAUGGCAGUGUGGCAAGAAUGUGGGAAGAAGAUUCAGAAGCUUGCACUUGGGGAAACUGAUGGGAAGGGGUUGUUGCAGUACCUGAUGAGGAAGCUUGAGGGUGAGGAUUUACUGAUGGCUAUUGUGGUGUCAUGCAUGAUAUGGUUGAGGCGAAAUGCUGUAGUUUUUGAUCGUGAGUUCACACCCCCAGGUAGCCUAGUUGCUGACGCACAGAGAGUGGUAAGGGAGUUCACUCAACCUGUAAUGAGCUCUGAUUUGCCCCUUCGACCAGCUUCUGGAUCGGCUGUGACUUGGACUCCUCCCCGUUAUGGUACCAUUAAGAUCAACUGGGCUGCUAUCCUCAACCAUGUGAUGAAACAGACGGGCAUUGGGGUCCUGAUUAGGAAUGCAAAUGGUGAGUUGCUCGCGACACAGGCCAAGUUCUUCUCUUCCUUGAUGGAUUCGUCUCUGGCAGCAGCUUUGGGAGCAUGGUAUGCUGUAAAACUAGGAUGUGAUAUGGGUGCGCACCUUGAAGGAGCUACACUGAGUGUAGUGGCUGCCCUAAAGAAGAAUGGGCCUUGCGGUAGUAGCUUUCUCAUCUGAUCGAGGAUACAAGGCUUUGGCUUCAGAGAUUGCCCCAUGUUUUUAUCCACCAUGUUUGUCGAGAGGCUAAUGCUGCUGCUCAUUGUUUGGCUAAAUUAGCUAUUUUCCAGUUUUUUGACAAUGUAUGGAUGGGGGAUUGUCCCUUUAUGAUUUGGAAUGUGCUUCUUGCUUAGCAAGAGAUUAUGGUUUGAUUAAUGAAAUAUCAACUUCCCAAA
Molecule: messenger RNA, 1529 nt
Organism: Alnus glutinosa
Lineage: Eukaryota; Viridiplantae; Streptophyta; Magnoliopsida; Fagales; Betulaceae
Exons: 2
Coding region: 445-1314 (289 amino acids)
Source: RefSeq, a predicted model, not a curated record